AUGGCGAGCAGCUCGUCUCCGUCGCAGAUCAUCUGCGUCUCCUUCAAUCAGGACAACAGCAUGUUUUCUGUCGGGACCAAGGAUGGGUUCAAGAUCUUCGACGCUCGCAAUGGGAGGCUCUGCUAUGAAAAGAAUCUUGGGGGAUUCAAUAUUGUGGAAAUGCUAUUUGGCACAAACCUACUUGCCAUUGUUGGAACUGGUGAACAGCCUGCAAUGUCUCCUCGUCAUCUGUGCUUGUUCAAUACCAAAACAGGAGCAUCAAAGCGAGAUCUGAACUUUAAGACUUCAAUUUUGGCUGUGCGAUUAAGUAGGAAGAGGCUUGUUGUUGUAUUGCAGGAUAGGACUUUUGUUUAUGAUCUAAAUAGCACUACUAUAUUGGAUGAAAUUGAAACGGUGCCCAAUACAAAAGGUUUAUGUGCAUUUGCUCCUAAUUCUGAAGAGUGUUAUUUGGCUCUCCCUGCAAGCACAUCCAAAGGAUCUGCUUUAGUAUACAAAGCAUCAAAACCGGAAUUAAUAUGCCAGAUAGAUGCUCAUCAAGCUCCGUUAGCUGCAAUGGUUUUUUCAUUGAAUGGUUUGUACCUGGCAACGGCUUCUGAAAAGGGUACUAUGAUUAGAGUGCAUCUUGUGGCACAAGCAACCAAGUCACAUAGUUUUCGGCGAGGAACAUACCCAUCAACGAUCUAUUCACUGACAUUUAGUCCAUCUGUUGAUCUACCUGACGUUCUUGUUGCCACAAGUUCAUCAGGCUCUUUGCACAUGUUUUUCCUUGAUGCUUCUAGGAACGCAAGGAGACAAGCAAAUACAUUGCUCAGUUCAGUGAUUCCUGGAUCUGUAACUGAUGCUUUGGAUCCAGCUAAUCAUCAUGUUAUUCACCAUGUUGUCACUGCAGACAUCAAGAGCUGUCUGGCAGUACACAGUGUUGAAAAUUCCCAAAAUUCUUCCAAAUUUCCUGCGUUGAAGACUGUAAUUUACAUUGUAACACAUGAUGGAUACUUCCGAGAGUAUCUGAUCAACGCAACCAAGUCAAAUGAAUCUUCGUGGUUUUUGGUGCGUGAAUUUAAUCUCCUGGACUCUUGUUCGGGUAGUCCCAAGCAGAACGAGCAGCACAUAGACUGA
Molecule: messenger RNA, 1116 nt
Organism: Miscanthus lutarioriparius
Lineage: Eukaryota; Viridiplantae; Streptophyta; Magnoliopsida; Poales; Poaceae
Source: the annotation of a GenBank genome assembly